Messenger RNA from Chiroxiphia lanceolata (lance-tailed manakin), 1392 nucleotides. It is a transcript of the gene HDHD3, whose product is annotated as haloacid dehalogenase like hydrolase domain containing 3. The transcript has a single exon. Bases 508 to 1224 code for a protein of 238 amino acids. NCBI's taxonomy places the organism in Eukaryota, Metazoa, Chordata, Aves, Passeriformes, Pipridae. The record is from RefSeq and is a predicted model, not a curated record.
GCGGGAUUUCCGGGGGGCGGUGCAGGUGGGUCCCGGCACCGCGAGUACUCCGAGCCCCCGGAGCCCGGUGAGCCCCGGGCCCGCCCCGCGCCCCCCGGGGGACACCGGUACCCCACACCCGCCCUCUACGGGGACACCCCGUGCACCCUCCCCGGGCCCAGCCCUGCGUGCCCCGCACACCCCCGGUGCGGUACCGGCUGUGCCCCGUCCCCCCAGCCCGGUCCAGCCCCGGUGCCCCGCCCGCCCUGGCUGCAGCACCCGCGGGGGGAGUGUCGCUGCCCGGCCUGGCGGACUUCGCCCCUGGCGCUCGCAGCAGGGUUUUCCGUCCCUGCCGUGUGUCCGUGCGGACCCCAGUGGGGCCGUGAGCCCCCCACGAGGGACACUGCCCCCGGGACUGAGGCGGACGGAGGGCCGGGUGCCCGCACCCCUCCGAUGUGACCGGCACUGACUCGCUCUCGGAGCGCCUGGCUCUCGCCUGUGUCCCUGGCUGCCCUUGUACCCGAGGCCAUGCUCAGGCUGCGCCUGCUGACCUGGGAUGUGAAGGACACUCUGCUGCGGCUGCGGCGGCCCGUGGGGCAGAGCUACGCGGCCGAGGCGCGGGCACAGGGGCUGCAGGUGCAGCCGGAGGCUCUGGGACGGGCGUUCCGGGAGGCCUACGGGGCCCAGAGCCGCCGCUUCCCCAACUACGGCCGGGGGCAGGGGCUCAGCUCCCGGCAGUGGUGGGUGGACGUGGUCAAACAGGCCUUCGUGCUCUCGGGGGUGCAGGACGGUGCAGCCCUGACGGCGCUGGCAGAGAAGCUCUACCGCGACUACUGCAGCUCCCACAACUGGGAGCUGCUGCCCGGGGCCGAGGAGACCCUGAGCCGGUGCCGCCAGCGCGGCUUCCGCAUGGGCGUCGUGUCCAACUUCGACAACCGGCUGGAAAACAUCCUCUCGCAGUGCAACCUGCGGCACCACUUCGAGUUCGUGCUCACCUCCGAGGCCGCGGGGGUCGCCAAGCCCAACAGGAGGAUCUUUCAGGAGGCCCUGCGGCUCGGGGGCGUCCCCCCAGAGCAGGCGGCUCACGUUGGGGAUGAUUACACCCGGGAUUACCGGGCAGCCCGGGCCGUGGGCAUGCACAGCUUCCUGCUCCGCACGGCCGGGCACGGCCCGGAGCCCGAGGUGCCCCCUGAGCACGUCCUGCCCACCCUCAGCCACCUCCUGGCCCGGAUCGAGAAGGGGUAGCUGCGGUUUGGAGGAGCCCAGCGCUGCUGCCAGGUGCUGAACUGGUCCUGAUGUGGGGUUCCCUGCUGCCGGGGGGCAGGGAACAGCAGCGAGCGGAUCAAGCACAGGGAGCAGCGCUGCCUGCAGAGCAGGAGGGGUGUUCCUGCAAUAAAACAUAUCUGACAGCCA